AUGAGAGCCCACACCUUGCUGUCAUCGCGGUCUUUACUGGCCUACACUCGGCCUACCUGUCUGUCGGCUUCAAUUGCUUCUCUUUCACUCACAAGAUGCUUCUCGACGACAUCGCCAGCGCUUGACUGGCUCACUCCCAAAUUUGCCGAAAAGUCCAAGUCCCCCAAAGGCCGGCCACAUGUCGCCACAGGAGGAUCAACCCGAGGAACGACGGUGGUAUGGGGAGACUUUGGCCUUCGUAUGAAGGAUCAUGACCGCCGAAUGCCAGCCUCAGCUCUCAAGAUUGCAGAGGAAACGAUUAAGAGGCGGCUUCGAGGUAUGAAUUACAAGCUGUACAAGCGUGUUAGCGCCAACAUUGGUGUCUACACCAAGGGCAAUGAACAACGUAUGGGUAAGGGUAAGGGUAAAUUCGACUACUGGACGGUCCGUCUACCCGUCAGUCGGGUUGUCUUUGAGUUGAAGGGAGAUUUGCACGAAAAGGUUGCCCGAGAGGCCUUCAGAUUGGCUGGUCACAAGUUGCCAGGUCUUUGGGAGUUUGUGAAGAAGGAUGAUCCGCCCGUCGUUGGAAUUACGAAGCUCGGUAACGGCGUCACGCUCGAAACGCUGAAGCGAGCCCGCCGGAACCCGCCUCUUGGCACUGGUGACCUCGUGAACCCUCCCAAGUCCACAUCCUCUAGCCCCGACGCUCCUCAAUAA
Messenger RNA from Penicillium oxalicum, 696 nucleotides. RefSeq names its product mitochondrial 54S ribosomal protein uL16m. Gene Ontology annotation, cellular component: mitochondrial large ribosomal subunit; ribosome. NCBI's taxonomy places the organism in Eukaryota, Fungi, Ascomycota, Eurotiomycetes, Eurotiales, Aspergillaceae. Gene Ontology annotation, molecular function: structural constituent of ribosome; rRNA binding. The record is from RefSeq and is a predicted model, not a curated record. Bases 1 to 696 code for a protein of 231 amino acids. Gene Ontology annotation, biological process: mitochondrial translation. The transcript is spliced from 3 exons.